AUGAUUGCUUGGAAUCUUCGUGGUUCUGGUAAAAAAUCGGCUAAUAAAGAGCUUAAAUUACUUUGUAAGAAUGUCAACCCUGACAUUAUCUUCCUCUCUGAGACUAAAAUGAACAAAGACAUGGCAGAUAGAAAACUGAGAAAUAUGGGUUUCCCCUGCACCUUUAAUGUUCCCAGUGUGGGUAGAAGUGGUAGUCUUGCUUUUUCUUGGAAGAAAGAAGUCCACCUCAAUAUCAUUUCAUCCAGUAUGAGGGGAAUCUAUGUUACCACUGCUGACAUUAUCCAUUCUAAGACCUGUCAUAUACACUUCAUAUAUGGUGAACCAAACAGUAGUCUAAGACAAGCUUUUUGGGAACAACAAUGUCAACAGACUAAUGUUCCUUUAGAUGAACCAGAUUUCUUUAUAGGAGAUUUUAAUGCCCUUUUAGGAACUGAGGAUAAAAAUGGUGGUCUAGAAGUUGAUGACCCUGAUUUUGAAAAUCUUAGGAACUUUUGUUCUGUUUUCAAUUUGCAUGAUCCUGGUUUUUCUGGACCUAGGUUUACAUGGUCCAAUAUGCAACAAGGAUUUAAUUAUGGGGAUAUCUGCAUGCCUAGACCUUUCCAUUUUAUGGCCAUGUGGAUAGAGGAUCCUACUUGCAGAGACAUUAUAUCAAAUUCUUGGUCUGUUAAUGUGGUAGGUUCCCCUGCCUACAAACUUAAAGCUAAGAUUUUGAGUACCAAGAAAGGUCUAAGAGAUUGGAAUAAGUCUUCCUUUGGUAAUAUUCAAACUAAUAUAUCUACCAUUAGUAAAGAAUUUGGUGAUCUCCAAAUUUCUAAUCCAACUGAUACUAGUAAUACUUCUAGACUAAAAGCUAGGCUAGAAUAUCUGUAUAAUUUGGAGGAGUUAUAUUGGAAAGACAAAUCUAGAGAAGUCUGGCUCUUGGAAGGUGACAGAAACUCACCAUAUUUCCACAGAGUAACUCUCUUUAGAAGAAAAAUAAAUGCCAUCAGCUGGAUAAAAAACUCUUCAAAUAUUAUUCUAACUGAUAGAGAUAGUAUUGGAAAUUCUUUCAUAGAUUAUUUUAAAGGCCUUUAUUCCUCUCACCCUCAGCAAUUUCAAGAUGAAAUUCUUGCUGACCUCCCUGUUAAGUUCUUAGAAGAAGACAAUAUCUCUUUAAAUAUGCCUCUUACCCCAGAGGAAAUUAAGAAUGCUAUCUUCCAAAUGGGUGGGAAGAAGGCCCCUGGUCCUGAUGGGUUCACUGGCCAAUUUUACCAAAAACAUUGGAAUAUUGUGGGAGAUGUUGUUGUUGAUAUGACUCAAACCUGUUUUAGAACUAGUAACAUUGCCAAGGUUUUUAAUCAUACCAUUGUAGCUCUCAUUCCCAAAGUCCCUCUUGCUGAAUUGAGUGCUUUUAUCUCCAAGAGGAGCAUUUCUGACAAUAUUUUUCUAGCUAAUGAGGUCAUUCAUGCAGUCAAUCAUAAUGAUAAAGUUGAGGGCAUAACUGCCAUUAAACUUGAUAUGUCUAAGGCCUAUGAUAAGCUAGAAUGGGGUUUCUUGGAAAAAGUUUUAACUAAAAUGGGUCUUUCUAACCACUGGAUUAAACUGAUAAACCAGUGUGUUUCUACUGUGUCCUACUCUGUCCUUCUUAAUGGUAAUCCUCCUGGUUUCUUUCAACCUGAGAGAGGGAUAAUGCAGGGAGACCCUCUUUCUCCCUAUCUUUAUAUCAUCUGUUCUGAGGCCCUCUCUUCCUACAUUGAUAGCCUCCAUAAGAAAGGGAGGGCCUGGGAUCUUUCAAAGAAUGACAAAUUUUCUUCUAAAUCUGCCUAUUUGGGGCUCAGAGGCCUUAGGCAUUCCCCUUCUAAAAACCUUUGGAGGUGUAUUUGGAAAGUUAGAGUACCCUAUAGAAUACAGGUCUUUCUUUGGAGAGAAGCUAGAAAUGUUUUGCCCUCUAGAACUGUCAUUCACACUAGAAUGCCUAUGCAUAGUGUGGAUUGUCCUAGAUGUUCUGAUCCUCAAGAAACUAUCAUGCAUGCUUUGGUCACUUGCCCCUUUGCUAGUAAGUCUAAACUGUCUGAGGAUGAUUAA
Messenger RNA from Papaver somniferum (opium poppy), 2064 nucleotides. RefSeq lists its product as uncharacterized. The record is from RefSeq and is a predicted model, not a curated record. The transcript has 5 exons. NCBI's taxonomy places the organism in Eukaryota, Viridiplantae, Streptophyta, Magnoliopsida, Ranunculales, Papaveraceae. Gene Ontology annotation, molecular function: catalytic activity. The coding region runs from base 1 to 2064 and encodes 687 amino acids.